Lagenorhynchus albirostris (white-beaked dolphin) is the source of this 3370-nucleotide messenger RNA. It is a transcript of the gene IKBKE, whose product is annotated as inhibitor of nuclear factor kappa B kinase subunit epsilon. The transcript has 22 exons. The record is from RefSeq and is a predicted model, not a curated record. Lineage: Eukaryota; Metazoa; Chordata; Mammalia; Artiodactyla; Delphinidae. Gene Ontology annotation, molecular function: ATP binding; protein serine/threonine kinase activity. Gene Ontology annotation, cellular component: cytoplasm. Gene Ontology annotation, biological process: peptidyl-serine phosphorylation. Bases 171 to 2594 code for a protein of 807 amino acids.
GAACGAAAUCAGGAAGUGAGAGAACUGAGAGCCGGCAGCGAGCUGAGCUGAGUGUGGGCCUCUGCUCCCAGUUCUCCCAGCUCCCAGGGUGGCACGCGGCGACUUCAACUGGCCCGUCUUCAGGUUCCCAGGGCCCGUGGCCACCAGGAUGCUAUGGGCGCUGCCCAUGAAUGACAACAAGCCCUGAAAGCUCGGGGGGCGUCACGCAGUCCCACAAGCCUGCAUGCCCCACAGCCGAGAUGGGAAGGUGGCCGGCCAGCUGGGAGCAAGAGAUGCAGAGCACCGUCAAUUACCUGUGGCACACGGAUGACCUGCUGGGUCAGGGGGCCACUGCCAGUGUGUACAAGGCCCGAAACAAGAAAUCCGGGGAGCUGGUUGCUGUGAAGGUCUUCAACACGGCCAGCUACCUGCGACCCCGCGAGGUGCAGGUGAGGGAGUUUGAGGUCCUGCGGAAGCUGAACCAUCAGAACAUCAUCAGGCUCUUUGCGGUGGAGGAGACGGGGGGCAGCCGGCAGAAGGUGCUGGUGAUGGAGUACUGCUCCAGCGGCAGCCUGCUGAGUGUGCUGGAGAGCCCUGAGAACGCCUUUGGGCUGCCCGAGGACGAGUUCCUGGUGGUGCUGCGCUGUGUGGUGGCCGGCAUGAACCACCUGCGGGAGAACGGCAUCGUCCACCGAGACAUCAAGCCUGGGAACAUCAUGCGCCUGGUUGGGGAGGAGGGGCAGAGCAUCUACAAGCUGACGGACUUUGGGGCAGCCCGGGAGCUGGAUGACGACGAGAAGUUCGUCUCGGUCUACGGCACCGAGGAGUACCUGCACCCUGACAUGUAUGAGCGGGCGGUGCUUCACAAGCCCCAACAGAAAGCUUUUGGGGUCGCCGUGGACCUCUGGAGCAUUGGGGUGACCCUGUACCAUGCGGCCACUGGCAGCCUGCCCUUCGUCCCCUUUGGAGGGCCCCGACGCAACAAGGAGAUCAUGUACCGGAUCACCACGGAGAAGCCAGCCGGGGCCAUUGCAGGCACUCAGAGGCUGGAGAACGGGCCCCUGGAGUGGAGCUACACACUCCCCAUCACCUGUCAGCUGUCCAUGGGGCUGCAGAGCCAGCUGGUGCCCAUCCUGGCCAACAUCCUGGAGGUGGAGCAGGCCAAGUGCUGGGGCUUCGACCAGUUCUUUGCGGAGACCAGUGACAUCCUGCAGCGAGUUGUCGUCCACGUCUUCUCCUUGCCGCAGGCCGUCGUGCACCACGUCUACAUCCACGCGCACAACACGAUAGCCAUCUUUCUAGAGGCCGUGUACAAGCAGACCAACGUGGCCCCCCAGCACCAGGAGUACCUCUUUGAGGGUCACCUCUGUGUCCUCGAGCCCAGCGUCUCAGCACAGCACAUCGCCCACACGACAGCAAGCAGCCCCCUGACCCUGUUCAGCAUGGUCAGCGAGACCCCCAAGGGGCUGGCCUUCAGGGACCGGUGUAGAAGGCAGAUCUGGGUUCUAAUUCUGCAUACGCCUCUGAAAUGCCAUGUGACUCGGGCUGGUGGCCUGCCCAACCUGCUUCGCAGCGUCCAAAGAUCUGGGAAAGAAACUCCAGUGGAAACAGGGAGAUGUGGAUUCAAUGUGGUCUCCACAGUCUGUGCUGCUCUGGACAUCCCCAAGUUUGUCCCCAAAGUGGACCUGCAAGCAGAUUACAACACGGCCAAGGGUGUGUUGGGUGCCGGCUACCAGGCCCUGCGGCUGACACAGGCCUUGCUGACAGGACAGGAGCUGAUGCUUCGGGGGCUGCACUGGUUCGUGGAGGUACUCCAGGCCACGUGCAGGCGGACGCUGGAGGUCACGAGGAUGGCCCUCCUCUUCCUCAGCAGCAGCCUCAGCACCGAGAGGUUCAGCAACGUGGCUGGGGUGCCUGAGAUCCAGGAACUGAAGAGGGCCGCAGAGCUGAGGUCCAAGCUGCGGACCUUGGCUGAGGUCCUCUCCAGAUGUUCCCAUAACAUCACAGAGACCAAGAUGACCCUGAGCAACCUGAGCUCUGAGCUGAUGAAGAACCGGGAUCAGGUACAUGCGGACAGAAGCAUCCAGCAGAUUCAGUGCUGUUUGGACAAGAUGUAUCUCAUUUACAAACAGUUCAAAAAAUCCAGGAUGAGGCCAGGGCUUGGCUACAACGAGGAGCAGAUUCACAAGCUGGAUAAGGUGAAUUUUAGUCAUUUAGCCAAAAGGCUCCUGCAGGUGUUCCAGGAGGAGCGUGUGCAGAAGUACCAGGCAUCCCUGGUCACGCAUGGCAAGAGAAUGAGGGUGGUGCAUGAGACCAGGAACCACCUGCGCCUGGUGGGCUGCUCUGUGGCCGCCUGUAACACAGAAGCCCAGGGAGCCCAGGAGAGCCUCAGCAAGAUCCUUGACUGGCUAUCUCACCAGCUCCUGCAGGACAGAACAAAGGGGGCUCAGGCCUCACCACCCACUACAGCUCCUUAUCCUAGCCCUGCACUAAAGGACCUGGUUCUCCACAUGCAAGAGCUCUGCAAGGAGAUGAAGGUGCUGGCGUCUGACCUCCAGGACAACAACCGCGUCAUCGAAGGGUUAAGUAGGGUCCCAUCGGCUCCUGACAUCUGAACUCUGGGGGGUGCACGAGGAAUCCUGAAGCAUUAGAAUCGUUCAGACACUGCUCUCCUGCCUGCACUGGGGGACCCAACACAGGACGAUACCUGGUCACAUCUCAUCAGCCUACCUCUCUCCUGCCUGACGGCCAGGAGAUUUUGCCAGCAUUACCUUCCACUGCCUCUCUUCGGGAAGCAGCACAGCAGGAUGUGGGGCACCAGGCCAUCUCUGGAUCCUGGCCCCACUGCCCAGGCUGACCUUUGAAUCUUACGUGGACUCAGGUACAGCUCCUCUGUUGCCCUGGCCUGUAUAGCUGAACCUGGCCGGGCUGUGGGGAGAAGAGGCUCCGAAAGCCCCUGCCUCCCACCCGCUCUGGUUUACGGGGCUUUACUCCUCAGGGAACAGAAGACGAGGCCUCCUGGGGUCAAACGACCUCAUCUCAGUCUUCCUUCCUCUUAAGGUGUUCUACACUGAACACACAGCCCUCUCCCUGCUCCCACGAUAUCUGAGGGUUACCACACGUGGCCCCAGGCAGGACAGAGCCCAAGUUCCCUUCUCCUCUGGUCUGGCUGACCCUAAGACUGAGGAAGCAUGUGGUCGAGGCCGGAUGCCGGUGUCUCGGGGACCCUUUCCCCUGUCCCUCUGAGGCACUACCAGGUUCUGGGGUUUGUAGCCAGCAGUGUCAACAGUAGCCGUGCCAAUUAGCACAGGCCCAUAAGUCCAGAGCCCUGAGGAAAUCAAGGCCCACAUCUUCAAGAAGUGAAAUAAACUUGACAUUCUUUUCCGUCUGA